AUGGCUAUCAACACUGAUGCCGCUUAUGGGAAAAGCUCCCUCAGAGAGAGGGACGUUUCCAACCCCACCGACUUCCAAGACACGGAGAUGCUGCUGAGCACCGCGACUACGGAGCCAACGGGGCAGAGCAACCUGAAGCCGUCCGACUCCUUCUCCCUGAACAUCAGAGGGAGCGUCCGGUCCCUGGACGCCGAUCAGAUCGGACACAGAUCGCCACUAAAAUCGGGCUCUGUCGGGCAGCUGUCGACCCCUCCCAAAUCUACCUCCCGCCUCAGCCUGGGUCAGCUGCCCUCCCCGGUGCCACCGGGGUCCGAGCCCCCGAGCUACCUCUGGCUGGCCGUGCUGUCCUGCUUCUGCCCAGCUGUGCCGCUCAACAUCUGCGCCUUGUGGUACGCACAUGUGUCGAGAAGCGUUCUUCAUACUGGAGAUAUUGAAGGAGCAAAAAAGUAUGGGCGUCUUUCCAUGUUGCUUAGCAGUUUGGCGUUGGUGCUGGGUGUGGCUGUAAUCGUCUUCAUAGUGCUUACAAUAGAGACCCAGGAGGGACACUGA
Messenger RNA from Menidia menidia (Atlantic silverside), 549 nucleotides. The record is from the annotation of a GenBank genome assembly. NCBI's taxonomy places the organism in Eukaryota, Metazoa, Chordata, Actinopteri, Atheriniformes, Atherinopsidae.